Messenger RNA from Aethalodelphis obliquidens (Pacific white-sided dolphin), 872 nucleotides. RefSeq names its product SS18 like 2 (gene SS18L2). The transcript is spliced from 3 exons. The coding region runs from base 191 to 424 and encodes 77 amino acids. The record is from RefSeq and is a predicted model, not a curated record. NCBI's taxonomy places the organism in Eukaryota, Metazoa, Chordata, Mammalia, Artiodactyla, Delphinidae.
CCAAUCACAAAUGACGUCCCGCCUGUUCCCCGCCCGCUAGGUGGGAGGGCCCAAUCAACGUCGAGAGCGUAUGCCCACUUAUCUUGGCUCCUUGCUGCGGCUGUAGGGCGUCUAGGGCUGCUGGUCAGCUCUGGUCUAGACGCGCAGGGGUCUGCGAGCGUGAGGCAGCCUUCCAACCUGGCUUCCCGGGAUGUCGGUGGCCUUCGUGCCGGACUGGCUGAGAGGCAAGGCGGAAGUCAAUCAGGAGACGAUCCAGCGGCUCCUCGAGGAGAAUGAUCAGUUGAUCCGCUGUAUUGUGGAAUAUCAGAACAAAGGCCGGGCGAAUGAAUGCGUCCAGUACCAGCAUGUGUUACACAGAAAUCUCAUUUAUUUGGCCACCAUCGCAGACGCCAACCCAACCAGUGCUUCAAAAGCAAUGGAAUAAUCUUCCAGUUGGCUGUUGUGAGGAGUAAUCAAAUGUAAUCUAUUUCCUAGGAAAUAGAGGUAGGAUUCUUACCAACUCACCUGCUUUGAAGGUGAAUGGAACCUCUGUAGCUCUUUUAAAAAUGUGAAAAUGCAAAGAAAGCUACUAAAUUAACCGUAUUCUCAGAGAGAAUAUUUAUUUUAAUAAUUAAGCGGAUUCGCUCAAUUAAGUUGACUCCAGGUGUCCUCCUUCCUGAAAUAAGUGUGUUCGGACAUCAGGGGCAUCUUCGAGUCUACCUUUUCAGUUUCAACGUGAAGAGGAAACUGAGCAGGUAUUGGGCGAGACUCCCGACUGAGACCCUGCCAAUGGACAUGUAACUGUGUGUGCCCUCCUACCAGUUUGUGGUUGUGGACCCCCUGACUGCUCUUUUCAGGUUGCUUUGAAAUAAAGCUUGCCUUUCCACAAAAGA